Messenger RNA from Fonticula alba, 5340 nucleotides. RefSeq lists its product as hypothetical. The coding region runs from base 1 to 5340 and encodes 1779 amino acids. Gene Ontology annotation, cellular component: Cul4-RING E3 ubiquitin ligase complex. Gene Ontology annotation, molecular function: protein binding. The transcript is spliced from 8 exons. Lineage: Eukaryota; Rotosphaerida; Fonticulaceae. The record is from RefSeq and is a predicted model, not a curated record.
AUGCUCACGCGCAAUUACACAACGCCAGAGGGCCCCCGCUCGCACGAGCUCCUCCAACUGCAGCAGCACCAGCAGCGCGCAUCCGAGGACCUCCACCACCUGUCGCAGCUCCUCUGCGCCCGACAGCCCGUAAGCUUCCACGGUGCCUCGAUCCACCUCCAGCUGGACGACUGCUUUGGCUCCUUCCCGGGGGACGAUCUACCUGUCUCGUGCCCGACGACGCCGACCCUCGCCGCGGCGCCAGUCACCACCUCGCCGCCUCCCUCACCGCCGCCGGUCCUCCAACGUCGGCGCCUGGCAGCCCGAUCGCCCGGUCGCAACCCCCCACGCCCAGGUCGUCGCCAUCGUCUGCCGCCCGGUCCAUCGAAGCCCCGCGCCGGAGUCGCAUCCGCGGCUGCCGCCCCUGCCACCGCCUCGGCUGCCCUUUCCCCGUGCCCCAGCGUGUCUGCGCAUGUUGACGUCGCCGCCACCGCCGCCGCCGACAGUCCUCACUGCCUGCCUCGGGCCCCUUGCUCGCCGCCCUCACAGCCGACACCGGCUGCCGCAUCCCUCGGCAAGCCCAAGCGGUCCCAGCCCCUGUCCACUUCACCCUCAGAGCCCCUUCGUCCGGUCGUCGCCACGCCGGCCAUCGCCCCGGACCUGAACAAGCGCUUCAAAAGCACGGCCUUGUUCUUUGCUUCUCGAGUCCCCGGACCAAUCUCGCCAGGGUCCCUCUUGCGCUCACGCCGCGGCGGCAUCCGCACCAUUCGCACCAGCAACACCGCCAGCCGACACAGCAGCGCCAUGUCGCCGGAGUGCUCUCCCCGGCGCGGGUCGACCGACGGCGGCUGGGCCUACCCGUCGGGGGCGGCCGCGCCACCAUCGGCCACGCCUUCGGCCGGGCCCGGCGCCGGCAUGGCCGCCCAAGCCAGCUCGCCUGGGCCGUCACUCGUCCGGGCCGCCCCGCCGCCACCGCUCCUGAUUACCCCCAACUCGGGGGUCGAGGCGCCGGAUGCCCCGGGGCUCGGGGCGGAGUCGCAGCACCUGCUCCAGGCCCACGCCCAGCACCUGGGCCAGGGCCCGGGCCCCGGCGGCCCCGGCGCCCUCCGUGGCUGGCGCCAGCCCGUGGGCCCGGGGGGGUUCUGCGCCCCCGGCACCGAUGGCACCCAGCCGCCGGGAGCCGGCGCCCCGGCGCCCACCCUGGCCGCCUUGCACCUGGGUGGCACCAACUUCCCCUCCUUUUCGGCCCUGGCCUCGCCGAUCGACGCCAGCAUCACCCCGGCCGCCACGCCCACUGCCCAGUCGGCCUCGACCCCGCAGCUGGGGGCCCUGUCCGGCACAAGUCGCCGGUCCAGCCUGGCCAUUGGGGCCGGGCCCCAUGGUGGUGGGGUCGGCCUCAGCACCCCGGGCGAUCCGCUGGUGGCAGCGGCGGCCGCUGCUGCCGCCGCGGCCGCCGGGGCCUCGACCACCGUUGCCGGCACCGCCUGCGUCUCGCCGUCGCCCUCGCUGACAGCCAGCGACAGUGGCGAGCUGCUGGCCAUCGGCCAGCAUCAUCAUCAUCCCCAUGCCCACCCCCACGGCCACCAGCACCAUCACGCCCUCCUGGCGCCGGCGCCGCAGCACCAGCAGCAGCACCAGCAAUCGCAGUCGCAAUCGUACGCCGUGCCCAAUGGCGGGUACUUCGGGCCCGGCUUGGUGGCCGCCACCACGCCGACGUCCAUGCAUGCAGCCACCGGCAGCGGGCACCUGGGGCACUGCCUCGGCGCCGCGGCCGGGGUGGCCGCCGGCAGCGGCAGCUCGGACUCCAUGCUGCACCUGAUCGACAACUUCCACAGCACGGCCCAGGCCCAGGCCCAGGCCCAGGCCCAGGCCCAGCAGCGUCACAUCCAGGCACUGCUACUGCAGCAGGCCCAGCAGCAGGCCCAGCAGCCGUUGACGCCACUGCUGCCCCCGUCGGCCGGGGGGGUGGCCCCCACGGCGGCCGCCCUCGCUCCGCCCCAGCCCACCGGGCCGACCUUUGUCCUGGAGGAUGUGUCCACCUGCGCCGCCGCGCUGGAGGAAGUGCGUGCCCUGCGGCAGCAGCAGCAGCAGCACUUCUCCGGCAAGACCGCCGGGCCGGUGUCGCCCCGGGCCGGCGGCGCGCCGAAGCUGGCCCCGGAGCUAUGGCUGCAUGUUUUCGGCUUCCUGGACCCGAGCACCCUGGCGUGCUACUGUGCCUCGGUGUCGCGUGCCUGGCGGGUGUUGGUGUUUCGGUGUGUGCGCGAGCGCGAGCCGGCCCACCACGAGGCCUGCAUGCUGGCCUAUGCCCACGCGACGCCGGUCAGCCUGGAGCACGUGUGCCGGCAGAUUGACGCUCGGCUGCGGCUGACCUACCCGGUGCCGGACUUCAGCGGUGGGCUGAUGCAUGCGGCGGCCGGGCGCGUGAGCGGCGUGUUGCCGGCUAGCCCGCGGCCGGGUGCCCCGGGCGGGGCGCCGGGCACCGGGCCGCAGGCCGGUCGCCCGGCCCCCGGCGGCCAGGCCGUCAGCCCCAAUGACGGGGCCGCCUCCCUGGCGCGCAUUGUGGCCACCAGCAGCCCAGGCGGCCGGCCGGGUGGCGGAUUGCCGUCGUCGUCGUCGUCGUCGUCGUCGGCCGCGGCCGCGGCCGUUGUGCCUGCGUCGGCCGGGCGGACGCUGUCCACGGCGGCCCCGUCGCAGCCGCAGCCGCAGCCGCAGCCCGCCGGCGAUGGCACGCACACGGCCGGCAGCGAUGACGAUGCCACCAUGGCCGACUCGCCGAACUCGCCGCUGCUCAGUGUCACCACUUCCCUCGGAUCGGGGGAUGACUCCUUCCGUCGGAGCGUGGCCGUGCGCCUGGCCGGUGGCGGCCGGCACGAGGCCCCCGGGUCGCCUGGGGCCGACCCGCACGCCGGCACGGCCCCCGGCGCCGGGACCACCAGCCCCUCGGGCGGCCAGCCGGCCGGCGGCAGCAACACCGCCUCCUCGCUGCUGAAUGGCUUCUUCCGGCGGAGCUCGGCCGCGGCCCCGGCGCAACCGGCCGCCGAUCCGGCCGCCACGACGGCCACCGGCGCUUCGGCCAGCCGGCCGGCCGGGUCCGUCUCGGCCCUCGGGGGCGGGGUGCCCGUCACCCCGUCCGGGUCGGUCCCGAGCGCGGCGGCCUCCUUCUCGGCGGCCUCGACCCCGGUGGCCAGCUUCUUCCCGGACUCGCUGGCAUCGCUCUUCGGCCAAACCCCGACCACACCGACCACCGGGCCGAUGGCGGCGGGCAGUAGUGUGGCGCAGAACGCCCCGCCGGGCUCCGGCCCGGCCGUGGCCGCCGCCGCCGCCGCUGCCGCCGCCGCCGCCACCCCCACCAGCCCCUCGUCCAAUGUCACCCUCCCGGUGGUGGUCAUCGGAGAGAAGGGCCGGGGCAAGUCCACGGUCCUGGCGCACUGGGUGCAGCACCACUGCCGGCUGACGGCCAACACCAUCGUCCUGUACCACUCGCUGGCGGCCUCGGCCUCGGCCGCCGACCCGAUUGCCAUGAUCUACCGGCUCAUGACGCAGCUCCGCGCCUAUGGCCAGGUGGAGGAGGACGUCCCGGCCAGCUGGAUGCAGAUGGUCCAGAAGUUCCCCCAGUGGCUGCAGGAGGUCGGCAGCCGGCGCAUGGUGGUCGUCGUGGUGGAUGGCCUGGACCUGAUCGAGACCAAGGCCGACUCCGAGCUGGACCUCUCCUGGCUGCCGACCUUCAUCCCGCCCAAUGUCAAGAUGAUCUACUCGGUUUGCUCCUCGGCCCGGGAGAUCACCGCCGAGCUGAUCGACCGCCGCCAGUGGCAGCCCUAUCGCCUGGUGGAGCUGACCCUCUCCGAGCGGCAGAACAUCAUCGACCGCCUGACUCGGCGGUAUGCCAAGAUCUCGCCGCAGGCGGCCCUCGCCGUGCGCGGCCUUGGCCCAGAGCAGCGUGAAAAGAUCGCCACCUCGCCCAUGGCCCACAACCCUCUGUACCUGACGGUGCUGCUGCAGUACCUCGUCCGCCUGCGCACCCGGCUGAGCAUGGAUGAGCGCAUCAACUUCUACACCAGCGCCCGGAGCACUCCCGAGCUUUAUGACCGGGUACUUGAGGCCCUGGAGAUGGACUUCAACACGCCGCCCACCCUGGUCCAUGAUUUCCUCACCUGCCUGGCCUCCUCCCGGCAGGGUCUCUCCGAGAAGGAGGUCGAGGAGAUCCUCAACCUGGACCCGCCCUCCUGGCACGACUUCUUCCGCGCGCUGGCCCCAUCUCUGCUGGUCCGCUGCGGGCUGGUGUCCUACUUCCAUGAAGGCCUGCGCGAUGCGGCCCGGCGCCGGUACCUCAGCACCGAGGAGGCGCAGAAGCGUGCCUAUGACAAGCUCAUCGACUACUUCACAUCCAAGAUGAAUGGCGGGUCGGUGCCGGCCCCUGGGGCCGGUGUCGGGGCCCCCGGCGGCCCCAACGGGGACUUCCUCGACGCCGCUGGCGAUUCCACCGACGACGACAUGGACACCGAUGAGCAGCAGCAGCAGCAGCGGCAGAAUGCUGGCAAUGGCAUGGCCGACGUGGCCACCGGGCCGCAGGAUGUGGACACCGAGGAUGAGCUGAGCCCGGAGCUGCGCCAGCGCCGGCGGGCCGAAAUGGCUGGCCGGCGGGCCGAUGCCGGCGCCCGCGGGGCGAGCUCCUCCCGCGCCGGCACGUCGGCACCCGGCGCCCAUGCCGAGGACGCCGACAUGCGCGACGCGCGGUCCUUCGACAAUUCCCUGCUGGCCGAGGCCACGCGCGUGGUGGCCGGUCCGGCUCACGUCAGCCGGAGCAUCGGCCGCGUGGGCCUGGUUCCCACCUCGCGGGCCUCCUCCACCGGGGAGGGGGCCAGUGCUGCCGGGCGCCGGGGGCUGGCCAGCGCCAGCGCCACCACCGGCUCCGGCAGCGGGCCCAACGAGUCCACCUCGUCGGGGGCCUCCUCCACCGGCGCCGGCAGCCCGGCCAGCCCGCGGCUCAGUCUGGUCAUCCCGUCCACCGGCCGGCCGGGAGCACCGGGCGGGCAGGCCGCCCGCACGGCCACCGGCGCGGCCGCUGCCGCCGCCGCCGCCGCCGCCACCACCACCACCACCACCACCACCACCACCACCGAUGUGGACAUGGUGUCUCCGGAUGAGCCGGACGCCCCGCCGCCGCUGCAAGCGCCGGAUCCUAUUCUGGCGCACGCGGCGCACACCGGGACCGAUGGUGUGACGCAGCGCGUGGUCGACGAGCUCCCCUGGCUGCUGGAGCGCACCCGCGACAAGCCCCGGCUCAAGAGCUGCAUCGCCAACAUCCGCAUGUUCGACAAGCUGCUCCACAAGUCCGAGGUCCACCAGUGCUUGAGAGAGUAA